Messenger RNA from Exophiala mesophila, 1971 nucleotides. RefSeq lists its product as uncharacterized. Gene Ontology annotation, molecular function: catalytic activity. Lineage: Eukaryota; Fungi; Ascomycota; Eurotiomycetes; Chaetothyriales; Herpotrichiellaceae. The transcript is spliced from 3 exons. The record is from RefSeq and is a predicted model, not a curated record. Bases 47 to 1837 code for a protein of 596 amino acids.
CUUGAGUUCUUGCCUCUUUCCAGUCCCAGAUCCCCUUCCAUUCAAGAUGCCGGAUCAGGCAGUUUAUGCGAAUGCAUACAAUCGACCACAACCUCGAGAAGGGCCCAAAGUGCCUUACAACAAUGACUCAGGCUCAAACCCUGUGCUUCGCGGCUACUCUUUGGCUGCCGUAUCUACAAUCAUUGCUUCCUCCCACUACGUCCAACGCAUCUUCUGGACAUUAAACAGGUUCGAAAAGCUCAAGGAGUUGCCCUAUCUCGAAGAUUAUGACGCACGCCAUGAUCCAACUGUUGUCCCUGUAUCUACCUCCGCGCCUUCGGUACCAACCUUGCUCGACUUACCUCAGUCGGCCCCUCGCGCUUCUCCUACCGAUUACUACACCUCCGCAGACUACCGCGCCCUCUAUCAAAGCGGCAAGGUAACCCCAAGCGACGUUGUCGAGAGCCUUCUGCCUCUGAUCCAACGGGAUGCUCAACCUCCUGGUCAAUAUUCGGUGGGCUUCAUCUCGGUUAGGGCCGAUCUCAUUCGCGCAGCCGCCAAAGCUUCAACCGAGAGAUACCAACAAGGGAAGCCUCUCAGUCCGCUAGACGGUGUUCCAGUGACGAUCAAAGACGAGGUUGAUUUGGCUGGAUACAAAACCACAAAAGGUUCCGUUCUGGACCUCACUGACAAGUCUGGCCGAACCUCAUGGUGUGUCGAGAAAUGGCAGGAGGCAGGUGCAAUUAUAUUGGGCAAGACCAACAUGCAUGAGGUCGGUCUGGACACCACAAACAACAAUAUUACUUACGGAACUCCACUGAACCCUCAUAACCCUGGAUACUACACCGGUGGUAGCUCUGGCGGGUCCGCCUUUGCCGUGGCUUCAGGUCUUGUCCCCAUCGCCUUGGGCGUCGACGGUGGUGGCUCCAUUCGACUUCCCUCAUCUUUCUGCGGAGUCUUUGGCCUGAAACCGAGCCAUGGGAGAGUCUCUUCGAAGGCGGGAUAUGAAAUGACGAAUAGCGUUGCCGUGAACGGCCCGAUCGCGAAUAGUAUGGACGACCUGGCUCUCGCAUACCGAAUCAUGGCUCAGCCUGACCCUAGCUCCAGCGGAAGUUCACAAUUUCCCAACAGCCUCCUAACGUCAACGGACGUUGCUGGCUCCACCCCUGCAAAGAAGAUCCUUGGACUGUAUAAAGACUGGAUCUCCAGAUCAGAUGCCGUGGUUUUGACUGCCUUUAACGCUACCGUCGACCAUCUCGUCAAAGUCCAUGGUUAUGAAACCGUUGACAUUGAGAUUCCAUGCAUCCCGCAGGGCCAGAAAGCACAUGCCAUGACUAUUCUCUCCGAAUCGAGAAGUGUGUUAACCGCUUCUCAGAUGAAGAAAUUAUCCUACCAUAACCAGUUAUUGCUCAACAUCGCCGGCGGACAUGCUUCUGCCCAAGACUUUCUUUAUGCCCAGAGGCUGAGGCAACUCCUCAUGUCUCACCUUGCCUGGCUGUGGACCCAGUAUCCCGGGAUGCUCAUUUUGACUCCGACAAUACCCUUUGCUGGGUGGAAGAUCGCCAAACCGACAGACAUCACGAAUGGAAUUGGCGUUUCAGAUAGUGAUAUGAGCUUGCGAUCCAUGGAAUAUGUAUAUCUGGCCAACUUUACAGGGAAUCCCGCCAUCAGUGUUCCUUGUGGCUAUAGCGACGAAAACGUUCCUAUUGGAUUCAUGGCCAUGGGAGACUGGGGUAGCGAGGAACAGUUGCUAGCAUUUGGCAAGGAAGCACAAUCGAGCUUGGAUAAUAAAGGAGGGAUUCAACGACCCAAAGGCGAUAAAGCGUGGUUCGAUCUAUUGGCUCAACAUUCUAGCUAGCCGAGCGUCACUUGCCUCCUUUUCUUCUAGCCUUUUCCUGUCUUAUUAGCCGGCAAUCCUCACAUGGGAGGUCUUUGUGUUUCAAUAAUGGUCUUCAUCAUCCUCGUUAUCAAGGCCCUCCUCGUCUGCGUCUA